Coffea eugenioides is the source of this 2861-nucleotide messenger RNA. RefSeq names its product protein ACCELERATED CELL DEATH 6-like. The transcript has 7 exons. The record is from RefSeq and is a predicted model, not a curated record. Gene Ontology annotation, cellular component: plasma membrane. Gene Ontology annotation, molecular function: protein phosphatase regulator activity; protein phosphatase 1 binding. NCBI's taxonomy places the organism in Eukaryota, Viridiplantae, Streptophyta, Magnoliopsida, Gentianales, Rubiaceae. Bases 1 to 2826 code for a protein of 941 amino acids.
AUGGCCUAUAUCAGGUCUUACAAGGUUAACUCCAUGACGUCCGAGGCAGCCCUACAUGUAGCAGUGAAGUAUGGGCAUUUAAAUGUGGUAAAAGAAAUUUUAUCACACUGCCCGGAUUGUUGGGAGAAGCGCAAUGGUUAUAACCAGAACAUUCUUCAUCUUGCAGUGGCGAAAGAACAGAAACAAUUGUUGGACUUCAUCUUAGACAACGUUUGGGGUUCUGAACUCAUGAAUGAGAGAGACCUUGAUGGAAAUACUCCUCUCCAUCUUUAUGCUGCUACUAAAAAUUUGGAUGGCUGUAAUCUCGCAAGUCACAUCCAUGCAGAUAAGAAUGCCUUCAAUGUUGCUAAUUUCACUCCGCUAGAUGUGGUCGUACAAGCUCCUGAUCAGACUGAAAGACUGAAUGUAAUCAAGGAUGAGCUGGAGAGAAAUGGUGCUACUCGAGGAUUUCGAUGUAGUGGAACUAGAUUGAAAGGAAAGCGUGGAAAAGCACUUUACGAAAGCAACCAAUGUCAUCGACCAGAAGAAGAUUCAAAAAGCAAAGCUGAGACUAAUUUGAUAGUUGCUGUACUGAUACUAACAGUCACUUUUGCGGCUGGUUUUACUGUUCCAGGGGGGUAUGAAAGUAGUGAUGGUCCAAAUAAAGGCAUGGCAGUUCUAAGACACAAACCAUCUUUUAUUGUCUUUGUAAUUGCUGAUAUGAUUGCCUUGGGAUACUCCUCAGCAGCAGUUUUUACACAAUUUAUGUUUUCACCUUCAGAAGGGAUCACUUCAUUGCUUGGGUUUAUGGGAUUUUUUGUACUUUUUGGAACUGGAAACUUCGGCAUUCAGCUCAAGAACGCUGGAAAUCAGUGUAAGAUCAUUUUGUCAUUGUCGGGUGGAAGACUUGGAUUUGCAAUUGAAUGUCGCUUAAAUCUUGUACAACUUGAUGAUGUGUCUAAUAUUGCUGGGACAUCUUUGCUUCGAACUGGCAAAGUCAUAUGGUCAGCUGUGGUGCAAAAGCUACUUAUUCAGAAAAGGCAAAUGGAUCCUCAAUUAUACAAAGCAGCCCAAUCGGGUGAUUCAGAUGUUAUCAGACGGUGUGCAGAUCAACUUGAUUCUCAGCUUACUCCGAACCAAAAUACAGUCCUUCACAUAUUAGCACAAUUCUGUGACUCUUCAUAUGCUGUUGAGCAGAUUCUCGGAAUAAACCACUCCUUGCUGUGCAAACAAAAUGCAAAAGGCAAUACUGCCCUGCAUGUAGCUGCUAGAAACCGGUACUCUGGUGUCGUGCGAGCUCUUAUUGAUUGCGCAAAAAAUGGUGAAAAGCCUGAUAAACAUAACUCUGAAGGGUGGAUAAAGAUGCUUAGACUGACUAAUGACAAUAGAGACACAGCCCUUCAUUUGGCUGUAAGGACAAACUGCUAUGACAUUGUGGAACUCUUGGUAAAAGAAGAUGAUGAGCUUCCACAGCCCCGGAACAAGGCAGGGGAGAGCCCUCUUUAUCUUGCUGUUGAGAGGGGAUAUCACGAUAUUGUGGAUCUGAUUUUAGGAACUUGUAAGUCACCAUCUUAUCAUGGUCCUCAUUUUACAACGGCUUUGCAUCGUGCAGCAAUGGGGAACUCCUUAGAAUGCGUGAAAUUGCUAUUAGGCAAGUUGCCAAAUCUCACGAAGGAGGCAGAUCGUGAUGGACAGACUGCAUUACAUAUUGCUGCAAAACUUGGUCACCAGGAAGUUAUAAAAUUACUACUCUCAGCAGAUAAGUCUGUGGCCUAUAUCAGGUCUUGCCAGGUAUACUCCAUGACUAAAUCCAAAACGUCCAAGACAGCCCUACAUGUAGCAGUGAAGUAUGGGCAUUUAAAUGUGGUAAAAGAAAUUUUAUCACACUGCCCUGAUUGUUGGGAGAUGUGCAAUGGCGAUAACCAGAACAUUCUUCAUCUUGCUGUGGCAAAAGAACAGAAACAAUUGUUGGACUUCAUCUUAGACAACGUUUGGGCUUCUGAACUCAUCAAUGAGGGGGACCUUGGUGGAAAUACUCCUCUCCAUCUUUAUGCUGCUACUAAAAAUUUGGAUGGCUGUAAUCUCAUAAGUCACAUCCAUGCAGAUAAGAAUGCCUUCAAUUUUGCUAAUUUCACUCCGCUAGAUGUGGUCGUACAAACUCCUGAUCAGACUGAAAGACUGAAUGUAAUCAAGGGUGAGCUGGAGAGAAAUGGUGCUACUCGAGGAUUUCGCCGUAGUGGAACUAGAUUGAAAGGAAAGCGUGAAGAAGCACUUUACAAAAGCAACCAAUGUAAUCAACUAGCAAAAGAUUCGAAAAGAAAAGAUGACACUUAUUUGAUAGUUGCUGCACUGAUAGUAACAGUCACUUUUGCUGCUGGUUUUACUGUUCCAGGAGGGUAUGAAAGUAGUGAUGGUCCAAAUAAAGGCAUGGCAGUUCUAAGACACAAACCAUCUUUUAUUGUCUUUGUAAUUGCGGAUAUGAUUGCCUUGGCAUACGCCUCAGCAGCAGUUUUUCUACAAUUUAAGUUUUCACCCUCAGAAGUUGACUGUGAACGCUGGUUAUGGUACAGUAAGAGUAAUACUCAUUGGAACAUUAGAGUCGCCCUGAUGGCAAUGGUGACAGCAUUUGUUUCUGGCCUGUUUGCUGUGCUAUCAUCACCGUUAAUCAAAGCCUUAGUAUGUUAUUCAGGAAUCACUUCAUUUCUUGUGUUUAUGGGAUUUUUUGUGAUUUUUACAACGGAAGAUUGCUACUUUUGGCUCCGAAAUGCUGGAAAUCGGUGUAAGAUCAUUUUGUCAUUGUGGUGUGGAAGACUUCGGAUUGCAAUUGUUAGGUUCCGGAGUUGGUGAUUUAUACUGGUCUUUCAUGUAGUAAAAUGAAGUGA